Anas platyrhynchos (mallard) is the source of this 1424-nucleotide messenger RNA. RefSeq names its product erythroblast NAD(P)(+)--arginine ADP-ribosyltransferase-like. The record is from RefSeq and is a predicted model, not a curated record. Gene Ontology annotation, molecular function: NAD+-protein-arginine ADP-ribosyltransferase activity; NAD+ poly-ADP-ribosyltransferase activity. NCBI's taxonomy places the organism in Eukaryota, Metazoa, Chordata, Aves, Anseriformes, Anatidae.
UACCCCUCUCACUUUUCUGUAAGCGAGAAUGAAAGGGACCAGGGAGCGUCCCCACCCCAGCAGAGGCACUGUUUGAAGUGGUGCCAGAACCACUGACACGGUGCCCACAGGUGGCCCCAGCGCCCCAUGAAAGGGCUGCAUAUAAGUAACCCAUGGGACGCGGGCAGGGGUUGAAAAACACCACAGCUCCAGUGUCCUGCGCACCCAGCGGAGCAGAGGUAACAACUCACUGCAGCUCCAGGGCUGCUGGGACCGGGCUGGGGGGGCCCUGGGGGUCUGCAGCCGGGCACCGGAGUCCUUCUGCGCAUGGAGCAGCUCGCCCUGGGCUGGGUGCUGCUGGCCAGCACCCUGUUUGGCACCGCAGCCACUGGCAGCAGGCGAGAUGUCCGUGCUAUCACAGAGAAGGUGAUGGACAUGGCCCAGGACUCCUUUGAUGACCAGUACAAGGACUGCAGAACUGAGAUGGAGGAGAAGCUGAAAACAGUGAACCGCACUGAGUUCCAAAACAAGGCGUAUGCAGACACCUGGAGAAGAGCAGCCAAGUACUGGCAGAAGCAGUGGGGCAACUCCAACCGCCCGCAGGUGCUGCCGCAGCAGCAGGCGGUGGCCGUGCUGGCGUACACUGACAAGGGAGACCUGUCCAAGCAGCUCAACAAAGCUAUGCUUGAGGGUGGGCUCUCCCAUGAGGACUACCUGGAAUCCUUCCCCUUCAAGACGCUGCAUUUCCUCCUGACCGAGGCCCUGCACACCUUGCGGAAGACCCAGAGCCCCAAAUGCAACAGCGUCUACCGCGGCACCACAGACCGCUUUACGGCCCAGCUCAACGAGCACGUCCGCUUCGGCCAGUUCACCUCCACCUCCCUCCAGAAGGAGGUUGCUGAGUCCUUUGGCCAGCACACCUUGUUCUUUGUGAACACCUGCUACGGUGUCUCCAUCAGGAGCUUCUCCUUCUUCCCAGAACAGGAGGAAGUCCUCAUCCCACCCUAUGAGGUCUUCAAGGUCACCAAUGUCAUCCAUCACACAGAAGGAACCCACAUCCAUCUCGACUCCCAUUCCACGCACAGCAACUACAAAUGUGCGCUGCUGAAUGAGAAAAGGUGCAAGGCCCAGCCGUGUGUCUUCAGCGCAGGCAUGAGCAGUCCCAGGGAACCCCCACACCUCUGGAGUCUCCUCUUGGCAGCCGCAGCCCUGGCAGCCGUGGGAUGCCUCUAACCCAGCUAUGCUGCUGCUGCACCUCCGCAAGGAAAAUGGGGCAGAAACGUGAGAACACAUUUAAUGGACACUGUGGGAUUACGCUUUUGUGAGGAAUGUUUUAACAAUUCGUGUCCAUAAAGAACAAUUCUGUUUGAAUCCUGUCUGCCUCUGGGCCCUGCACUGGCAAUUUAAUUCUUGAACCACAGAUGCAGUGUGUCCCAGUCUCCCCC